AUGUCAUCCCAACAAUAUUGUGAAGCACAUUACAAAGUAAGUAGAGCUCUUAAUACUGCUACUACCACCAUUAAUGAUAUGAUCGUAAAUGCAGUUGAUAAAGUUCACAAGUUUGCUGAAAAUCACCCCACUACUACAAAGGUUGUUAGCCAUUCAGUUGUAGCGGUGGUUAGUGUUGUCGCUACUAAGGCCACUAUUUGCCCUUCGAAUCCCAUACCUGAUAGACAAAUUCUUGAAAACAUGCUAGAUGGAGAUGAUUCAACCCCAGGUUCUGCAUCACAAUUAGUUAACGAGCAAGCUGAAUGUCAAAAAGUGAUCGGCGUGUCAAUUUGUCAUGCACAUAUGUCUACCUCUUGCAAUUCUUCAGAUAACUUAACCAAAACUGAUAUAGGUGAGAAAACUUUACCGGAAAUUGAGCACAAAACCCACACGUCUAUUUACAGAAGAUCAGACACCAUCAUCAUCAAUGAUGUCGACCACAUAUUCUCCACCAAGAAGUUAUUAGAUGAUUCGGAUAGCGGAGCUAGACUCGAAGAGUCAUUACAAGGCCCUUCGAAUCCCAUACCUGAUAGACAAAUUCUUGAAAACAUGCUAGAUGGAGAUGAUUCAACCCCAGGUUCUGCAUCACAAUUAGUUAACGAGCAAGCUGAAUGUCAAAAAGUGAUCGGCGUGUCAAUUUGUCAUGCACAUAUGUCUACCUCUUGCAAUUCUUCAGAUAACUUAACCAAAACUGAUAUAGGUGAGAAAACUUUACCGGAAAUUGAGUGA
This is a messenger RNA of Entrophospora sp. SA101, 768 nucleotides long. The record is from the annotation of a GenBank genome assembly. NCBI's taxonomy places the organism in Eukaryota, Fungi, Glomeromycota, Glomeromycetes, Entrophosporales, Entrophosporaceae.